Cladocopium goreaui is the source of this 1506-nucleotide messenger RNA. NCBI's taxonomy places the organism in Eukaryota, Dinophyceae, Suessiales, Symbiodiniaceae. The record is from the annotation of a GenBank genome assembly.
AUGUUUGCCGCAGGACUCCAACCUGCCAACGACGUGGUGCAUUUGCAAGAAUACAGGAAGCGAUACGCCUUUUAUCGUCUUGAUCCGGACUUGCAACGUCUCUCUGCAGCUGCGCCAAUGAUAUCCAUUUGGGACGACCACGAAGUUGCCAACGACGAUUGGAUGCAUGGUGCCGAGAAUCAUCAAUCCGACCAGGGGAACUUUGAGGCCCGCAAAACUGCGGCGAUCCGAGCCUAUCACGAAUGGCUUCCAACUCCAGAUUUCGAGCUACACAACGCCACAGCUGCUCCAUGGAUGCGCUGGCGACGGUUUGACUUCGGCCAGUUGGCGACACUUCUGAUGCUGGAGACCCGACUCUGGGCUCGGACCUCCCAGGCAGAGAUGACCACUGCGACGGUCUAUCAUGACAUCCUAGGAAAAUUGGAGGGUUUCUUGGGAAUUUCGCCCUAUGCGUGGCCUGGUGGAGAGAUCGAACAGGAGUUGGCCAAAGUGCGCUCCAAAGUCGAGGCUCACAGGAACUUGCCACAGAAGCGAAUGCUUGGAGAGGAGCAGUUGUCGUGGAUCAGAGAGCAAGUGGAACAAGCUGAGCAGCAAUGGCUGCUUGUGGGACAGCCCCAGGUAGUGCAGGAGCUGAUGACCCCAAACUUCUUUCAGGCCAUCACAGAGAAAAAGAAAGGCGAUGCAGACACAGCAAAGUACUGGUCUGCAGUCCUGCACAACGUCACCAAACUUGGUUUUACUUACCAAGACUUCCAGGCUAAGAAGAACUUUACGACCACCCGAGAGAUGCGAAACUCUUUCCUGCUGGACCUGGCAGCAGGUGCCUUCGGCAUCCAGCUCAACUUCGACAGCUGGACUGGAUACGUGGCCGAACGCCAGCGUUUCAUUGAGGUCCUCAGCAGGGCCCAGGAGCGACGAGGUCCGACCGUUCCUUUCGUUCCCAUCGUCUACGGCGGCGACUCCCACAACGCCUGGGCAGGCCCUCUGAAAAGAGAAGAUGGCAAGGUUGCCGCGGUUGAUUUUGACGGCAUGUCAGUGACCAGCCCCGGAGCAGAGCAUGCGAGACCUUUCUUCCCACCGGACUUCGAAGCAGCCGCCUGGCACGCUGCCAACCCCGACUUGGUGUGGGCAGACACGUCCAAACGUGGCUUGAUGCUUGUACACCUGGAUUCAGCAGUCCAGCAUAUCGAGUAUAUCGCAGUAGAUGUCGAAGCGCCUAGCAUAGGCUCCUCCACGUCCGAGUGCUUGGCAGCCUUUGAUGUAAAACAUGGAGAAGCGACAAUACGACCAAGCAGUUGCAGGGCCAAAGUUGCAGCUGAAACUGUAUGUACGACUCAACCUACCGCGGAGCUCGGCUUUGGGCCUGCUCCAGUGAUUGCUUCGGCAUGCCUCGGCAUCGUCGUUGGUGCCGUGGCUGUCCUGGCACGCAGAAGAUCUCGCAAGUACCAGCACUGCGAGGAGGCCAAGGCGGACUUCGCCGUGCCGCCCAGCCGCCUUGGCCAGUAG